AUGGAGAAGCCACGGUCCCGACGCGCUCCGCUAAAUCAGUUGCAUGCAAAAUUUGAAUAUUGGGUAUAUUGUUCAAAAUGUUGUGUAAUUAAUGUUGGAUUGCCGAAAUAUCUUCUGAUUAUAGCAAUAAUAGCAUCCUACCAUUCUUGGUGGUGUCUGCUUUCAGGGAUGGACAAUGGAAAGAGCCUCUGUGCCGUUACAAUGAGACAAGUGUGGAUCUGUGCACUGCUUUUGAGCAUCACCUGGCGAUCGAGCCUCUCGCAGGAUCUAGCAGGAAGUGCCAGUGAGGCCGAGAUCAAUAACAACAUUACCAUAUUCACUCGCAUCCUGGACGGGCUGCUGGAUGGGUACGACAACCGACUCCGCCCCGGACUUGGAGAAAAAGUCACAGAAAUCAAGACAAACAUCUUUGUCACCAGUUUUGGUCCAGUAUCUGACACUGAAAUGGAAUACACCAUAGAUGUGUUCUUUCGUCAGAGCUGGAAGGAUGAGCGUCUGUGUUUUAAGGGCCCCAUGAAACAGCUGGCUCUCAACAAUCUAUUGGCCAGUAAUAUUUGGACCCCUGACACCUUCUUUCUGAAUGGAAAAAAGUCCAUUGCCCACAACAUGACCACACCCAACAAACUUCUGAGGCUGAAUGAGGAUGGGACGCUGCUGUACACCAUGAGGCUAACCAUCUCUGCGGAGUGCCCCAUGCAGCUGGAGGAUUUCCCUAUGGAUGCCCACGCUUGUCCACUUAAGUUUGGGAGUUAUGCAUACCCGAUCUCUGAGGUGGUCUACAUUUGGACAGAGGGAGCUGCAAAGUCUGUGGUGGUGGCAGAGGAGGGCUCUCGACUCAACCAGUACCAUCUUAUCGGACAGACAGCUGGGACCGAGGACAUAAACACCAGUAGAGGACGGUAUACAGUGAUGAUGGCUCACUUCUACCUGAAGAGGAAGAUUGGUUACUUUGUGAUCCAGACCUAUAUGCCCUGCUUCAUGACCGUCAUUCUGUCCCAGGUCUCAUUUUGGCUCAACCGUGAGUCCGUCCCGGCACGCACAGUCUUUGGUGUGACCACUGUGCUGACCAUGACCACUCUGAGCAUCAGCGCACGAAACUCCCUCCCCAAAGUGGCCUACGCUACAGCCAUGGACUGGUUCAUUGCCGUGUGUUACGCUUUUGUCUUCUCUGCGCUCAUCGAGUUUGCCACAGUCAACUACUUCACAAAGAGGAGCUGGGCCUGGGACGGCAAGAAGGCUAUGGAGGCACAGCAGCCCAAGAAAAAGGACCAUCUGGCUUUGUCAAAGAAACCCAACAACACCUGUUCGACUGGAGUGAACUACACAGCCAACCUGACAAAGGACGCCUCCAUCUCCACCAUCUCCAACAGCACAGCAGUCCAGCUCAAACCCACUGAGUCCAAGGCCCCUGACCCCAAAAAGACUUACAACAGCGUCAGCAAGAUUGACAAGAUGUCCCGGAUAGUGUUCCCCGUCCUGUUUGGGACCUUUAACCUGGUCUACUGGGCCACAUAUUUGAAUCGGGAGCCCGUCAUCAAAGGAGCUGUGUAA
This is a messenger RNA of Boleophthalmus pectinirostris (great blue-spotted mudskipper), 1551 nucleotides long. RefSeq names its product gamma-aminobutyric acid type A receptor subunit alpha5 (gene gabra5). Lineage: Eukaryota; Metazoa; Chordata; Actinopteri; Gobiiformes; Gobiidae. Gene Ontology annotation, molecular function: GABA-A receptor activity; benzodiazepine receptor activity; transmitter-gated monoatomic ion channel activity involved in regulation of postsynaptic membrane potential. Gene Ontology annotation, cellular component: neuron projection; synapse; dendrite membrane. Gene Ontology annotation, biological process: signal transduction; gamma-aminobutyric acid signaling pathway; regulation of postsynaptic membrane potential. The transcript has 11 exons. The record is from RefSeq and is a predicted model, not a curated record. Bases 1 to 1551 code for a protein of 516 amino acids.